This is a messenger RNA of Fopius arisanus, 3471 nucleotides long. It is a transcript of the gene Parp1, whose product is annotated as Poly-(ADP-ribose) polymerase. Gene Ontology annotation, biological process: protein poly-ADP-ribosylation; double-strand break repair. Gene Ontology annotation, cellular component: nucleus; nucleolus. The transcript has 2 exons. The record is from RefSeq and is a predicted model, not a curated record. Gene Ontology annotation, molecular function: NAD+-protein mono-ADP-ribosyltransferase activity; DNA binding; NAD binding. NCBI's taxonomy places the organism in Eukaryota, Metazoa, Arthropoda, Insecta, Hymenoptera, Braconidae. Bases 110 to 3079 code for a protein of 989 amino acids.
AUAAAGACUCGUGUAACCGCUAAAAGUAGACGCAUUUUAUUCCCAUCGUCGUACACCAGGCAUUUUAUACGAUUUUUCCACUCAUUAUUCUGGAGAGAAGACUUGAAAAAUGGCUGAUCGCCUUCCAUUUCUCGUGGAAUAUGCGAAAUCUGGAAGGGCCGCAUGCAAGGCUUGCAAAGCACCAAUUAUCAAAGAGUCAUUGAGAAUCGCUAAAAUUGUCCAGAGUCCCUUCCACGAUGGCACUCUGCCCCACUGGUACCACGAGCAGUGUUUCUGGUCAAAAGCAAAAGUGAAGACAGUCGGAGACAUCGGAAAUCUAGAAAACCUCCUUUGGGAGGAUCAGGAGAAAAUUCGCUCGAAGAUCGACUCAACAGAUGCAACGGAUACAGUAGACCCAACAGAUUCCUCAGGUGGUAAGCAAUCGCGUAAACGUCCUAGCGCAAAACUCCACACAGACUUUUCAGUUGAGUAUGCAAAAUCAAAUCGGUCCACGUGCGUGGGAUGCGAGGCACCAAUUCUCAAGGGCUCAAUUCGCAUCUCGAAGAAGGAUUUCGAGAGUGAGAAGGGACAGCUGCUGGGUGGAGUGCCCCGAUGGCACCACCUGGACUGUUUCUUAAAUUUGCGUUCUUCCCUUGAGUUCUACGACUCUGGAGACGCUAUUCCAGGCUUCGAAUCCCUCUCGAAGGAGGACAAGAAGACCCUGAAAUCAAAAAUUCCAAAGAUGAAGGCUGCAGACAUUCCACCACCCCCGAAAAAAAUCAAGGGCGAGCCAAUAGACGUCGAGGAGAACGAGCAGAUGAAAAAACAAAACGAAGAGAUCUUCCAACUUCGUCAGAAACUCCAGACUCUUAAGAGGAAUGAACAGAUCAAGCUGUUGGAGCACAAUUCGCAGUACGUCUCCAGCGACAAGGGUCAACUGCUAAACAAUUUAGCAGACAGAAUGAUCUUUGGGGCUGUGAAGCCCUGCAAAAAAUGCUCAGGUGCUUGUAACUUCGUCUCAGGCGUUGGCUACAAGUGCAAGGGUGACCUGACAGAGUGGACAAAGUGCGAGGAAGUCACACAGGAUCCCGAGAGGGUAAAAUUCAAAAUUCCAGACGAUAUAAGAGAGUCAAUACCAUUUUUAUUGGAGUUCAAACCGAAAGUGGAACGUCGUAUUCUCAGAAUAACAGGCCCAUCGACAUCGAGUGAAGUUAAAAAAGAGGAGACAUCAGGCCCACUGGUGAAUCGUGGUCCAUUGCCCCUGAAGGGAAUGGAAUUUUUUAUCGCUGGUAAAGGUACAAAGACUAAAGAGGAUCUCAGAAAAGAAAUUAUGGUACUCGGGGGUCAAGUUGUAUCCAGAGUACAUGAGAAUUUGGCAGCCGUCAUUGCUGAUAAGAAGGCAUUUACAAAAGGUGGUAAAGCAUUUGAUAAUGCUGAAUCCUUUCGUAUACAAGUUGUAACAGAGGAUUUUGUUGAUGAAGCGAAGGAUUAUACGACAGCACCAAUUUCACUCAUUACUCAGAAGAAUAUUGCCUCCUGGGGGGACGAUCCUAGAACUAGAAUUGCUGUUACCAUGGAAAAGUCCUCGUCAAAGGGAAAGAGUGUCUACGAAAAAAAAUCAUCGGGUAAAGUUAAACUCACAAUGAAAGGGGCUGGAGUCGUUGAUCCGGCCAGUGGACUCCAGGAUGUGGCUGGGAUUUAUCAAUCUGGCAAGGAUAAAUACAGUGUUACACUUGGUUUAACUGACAUUCAAUCAAUGAAAAACAGUUAUUACAAACUCCAGUUACUCAAGCAUGAUAAAAAAAAAAAGUACUGGCUCUUCAGAAGCUGGGGGAGAAUUGGAACGACUAUCGGUGGAGAGAAGUGCGAAUCUAUGGCACUGGAGGAUGCCCUGGACAUGUUCAACCAGCUGUACCUCGAUAAAUCUGGAAAUGAAUGGACAGCACGUGAUUAUUUUGUUAAAGUUCCUGGCAAGAUGUAUCCCAUUGAUGUAGAUGAGGGUGAUGACUCGUCAACCACGGAGAGCCUCGAGUCAGAUAUCAAAAGUAAACUGAAAAAACCUGUUCAAGAUCUCAUUAAGCUUAUCUUCGAUGUUAAUCUCAUGAAGGAGGUGAUGAAGGAGUACGAGCUGGACACUGAGAAGAUGCCACUUGGAAAAUUAUCCAAGAAACAACUCCAGAUGGCUUAUGGAGUUCUCAAAGAGGUUCAGGUGCUUCUGGCAAGUGGUGAUCCUAACAGGCUCAAGCUCAUUGACGCCUCCAACAGAUUUUAUACACUCGUUCCACACUCGUUCGGUAUCAAGCAGCCGACGAUUCUCGAUAAUGAGGCGUUGAUUAAAGCUAAAUGCGAAAUGCUGGAUUCACUCAUGGAGAUGGAGAUUGCUUAUAAUCUUUUGAAUAUCAAAUCCGAAACUGGGCAGAGCCCAUUAGAUGCUCAUUACGAGCAAUUGAAUACUGAUAUUGAUGUCCUGGACAGGGAGAGCAAGGAGUUCAAGAUUAUCCAGGAGUACACGAAGAAUACACACGCUGAUACUCAUUCUCACUACCAAUUGGAGAUUGAGGAUGUGUUUGUGAUUAAGAGGCAGGGAGAGGAGAAGAGAUUCAAGCCAUUCAAAAAAUUACCCAAUAGAAAAUUACUGUGGCACGGAUCGAGAACAACAAAUUUCGCUGGAAUUUUAUGCCAGGGAUUGAGAAUUGCACCUCCAGAGGCACCUGUUACUGGGUAUAUGUUUGGCAAAGGUAUUUAUUUUGCUGAUAUGGUUUCAAAGUCAGCGAAUUACUGCUGCACCAGCAGCAAGAGUCCAACUGGUCUUUUGAUGCUGUGUGAAGUGGCACUUGGAAAUAUGGAUGAGAGGUAUGCCGCUUAUUAUGUGGAGAGAUUACCAAAGGGCAAGCACUCGACAUUUGGAAGAGGACAGACUACACCUGAUCCAUCCAAAAGUGGUGUCAUUGAUGAUGGAAUUGAGGUGCCCUAUGGUCGUGGAAUUCGUGCGAAUCUUCCUACAAAUAGCUCUCUACUUUAUAAUGAAUACAUUGUUUAUGAUGUGGCACAGGUCAAGGCUAAGUACCUCGUUCGUAUGAAAUUCAAGUACUCUACGUAAUUCCGAGUGGGAUCGACUCCCAAACGACGUGCCAAAAUUCAAAAUUAUUUUUACUAUUUUCGGCUUUCUCUUACUUAUUCUCGCAUUCCAGUGCGUUUUUUUCGGUUUGGUUUUGCUCAUAAAUUAUUUUUAAUUGUGAAGUUAUUGAUAAUUAUUUCUGUACCGAUUAAUUGUAUUUAAUUACAUGUAUUUGUGGUGAUGAAAGAAAUAUUGAGGUGCCAUUUGUAGCAGGUGGAAAUGAAUAAACAGAGUUUUUUUUUUGUAUAUGAAAAUUCCAUAAUUUUAUUUCGUUUCGACUGAUUGCGUUUCUAAUUAUAAACAUGACUUCAGAGAUGGGAGUAAUGGGGUUUUAUUACAGUAGUGAUAAUUAUCUCUAGAACUUCCUUCCCUUU